UCGACACGUGGAUGGCUCACCCAUAUAUAGUGCGCUGCUUGAUUAAAGCACCUCUUCAACAGCACUGUUCUGGCUGGUACUCAUAUUGGUACCUCUAGUGUAGAUCGCAUCCGGGUGGCGAAACUAUCUAUUUGAACAAAAAACCUUGUGCAAACUUGGACGGUUUUUGCUGUGGUUACUGUGGGAGAUGCAUGGCUUGGAUACUAUUCUUGUCGUGGAUGAUAUUCAAGUGUUCGUACAAAGUGUACCAAUGCGGAUCAACAAGACUGGAGGACACCCAAGGAUGUUAAAUCUUAUGCUCUGCUAAGCCUACGUUUUCUCUUGAUACGUGGAAGGAUACACGGCAAGCAAGACUGCGUCAUGGCUCUACUUGUAAGAAAGCGGACCGUUGUUGUGAUCAUGCUCACAUCCAUGGUCUGGGUGUUUAUGGAUAUUUUCUUCUUCAUGAGGAAUAGCGACUUCGUGAAAAUGUCUGAUUCGGAGAGGCUGAAGGAAAAGGUGAGAGAAUAUGCCGUGGAAAAAGUCACCGUGCGACCACCGGAAGGUAAGGAAGGGAUUCGAGACGUGUACCACACGGAAGCAGCUCUACACACCCAGCGCCAUCAAGUGCAGACCUUGAAAGAACAAAUAUUUCCACCCAAUCUUGAACUGGAAUCGAAAAGUAGCGUCCACGAAGAUUUUCUGGUCACAGAUUACACUGAAGAUGACGGAAGAUACAAUUAUAAUGCAUACCCUGUUAUAUUUGACGAUUUUCAACAGGAAACGGAAGACAAAUCUGAAGAUAAAAACGACAUUGAAACGCCACCUGUAAAGAUUCCACAACAGGCCAAAGAUGACACAGAAAGUUACAUAAUCACCCAUGAUGCCACAGCUAAAAUGGCGGACCAAAAACGGAACGAAGAGGAAACACUUGAUUAUGAUCAAGUUGAUGAGCUUAGAAAGAAGUAUGAACUCGUGACUAUGUCGGAACUUAUGUACAACACUCCUUCACCCUGGGUAGCAUCGACACGCAAAACUGUUUACGAUGACGUCCUAAUCACAGAACGCUUGACGAAUCAAACAAUGAAGAUAUCUCACACUGAAAACGUCGAACAGCGGAAAGAACAGCUCAAAGAGAAAAUCUCACCAACCGUUACCGAAUCUGUAGCAGCUACGACAAAAAAGGCAACAUUUGCAAACUUUAUGGCUCGCCUGCCUUUUUUGGUGAAAAACGAAGCCCCCGGACCAUAUCGUAACCAGUAUGACCCCACGGAGUUGGAAGAGACCAUCCCUAAACACACCGUACUAUCCAUGAACUCCGUGACGAUACGAAAACCUCCUCACAGUCCCGGGGAGGCAGGAAGACCCGUCACGACUAAGAAGGAAGACGACGCGAUGGUGAAGAGCAUGUUUGCGGAGGCGUCUUUCAAUGUGUUUGUCAGUAACCUCAUCUCUGUGGAGAGGACCAUUCCCGACCUUAGGCCAACAAAAUGUCGCACGAAUCAAGUGGCGGACGACCUGCCGCAGACGUCCAUCAUCAUCACGUUCUGUGAGGAGUCGUGGUCCACCCUCCUCCGCACCCUGCACAGCAUCAUCAACCGAUCACCUCCCCAUCUCAUCAGGGAGAUCAUCUUGGUCGACGACUUCAGUAAAAGAGUCCACUUGAAGGGGAAGCUGGACGAAUACAUCAAGAGAUUCCCACAGGUCAGGAUCAUGCGCACUGCGAAGAGGGAGGGUCUCAUAAGAGCCCGGAUGUUGGGAGCAGCCGCCGCCAGUGGUACAGUCCUGACGUUCCUGGACUCCCAUAUCGAGUGUAACGUGGGCUGGCUGGAGCCGCUACUGGACAGGAUCAGACAGAACAGGACCAACGUCGUCUGUCCUGUCAUAGACGCCAUAGACGACAGGACAUUUGCGUACCUGGAAGCUCAGACCCUGCGAGGAGGCAUGGACUGGAAAGAGCUGAAGUUCGAGUGGAGAUCCAUUCCCUCGUUCCAAGCGUUGGGUAGGAAGGACCAAAGUUGGCCUAUCAUAUCCCCCACCAUGGCUGGCGGAUUGUUCUCCAUACAGAGGGACUACUUUUACGAGCUCGGCGCCUACGACCCGGAACUAUUUAUCUGGGGCGGCGAGAACAUAGAAAUCUCCUUCAAGAUCUGGAUGUGUGGAGGCCGGCUAGAGAUUUUGCCCUGUUCUCGCGUGGGUCACGUGUUCAGAAAGAGCCAACCGUACAUCUUCCCUGGCGGUGCCUUUGAAGUGUUCAGCCAUAACACCCGCCGAGUCGCCGAGGUCUGGCUGGACGACAAAUAUAAGAAGAUUUUCUACGCGCUGAUGCCGGAAGCUUUACACAUCGACUACGGCAACAUCACUGACCAGCUGGAGUUCCGACGUAAGUGUUGCCCGUUCAAGUGGUACUUAGAGAACAUCUAUCCCGACCUCGGGGUGCCGCAAAUCAACCUCCAGGCUGUCGGAGAGAUCCGGAACCUGGGCCAACAGGACGUGUGUGUGGACACGCUAGGCGGCGCGCACCUGGGGCUGUGGCCCUGUCAUGGGCAGGGGGAGCACCAGAGUUUCAGCUUAGACAAAAGCGGAACGCUGAAGUCCGGAUCGCUGUGUGUUAUACGGGAGGUGGGGAAGGACGGGGAGGUUCUGUCUAUGGGACUCUGCAAAAAGGAAAAUGUCAUGAAGUUCCAACAUCAGGACAAGGAGCUGAAAGAACUCGGAGACGGACCUCAUGUUUUGACCGGGCGCUGUCUGGACAUUACGUUUGGUGCUGGAGCACAGAAGUUCCUCCAACUCAACCCAUGCAACGGCGGCAAAUUUCAACAGUGGAAAUUCGGGCUGUAUCUGUGACCUCUGGUGGGAUUGAGUAAAACUGCAGCAACUCGUUUUUACAGAAUGUACUAGUAUUCAAUUUUGUGUUGGGCAUUUGUUCAUGAUCAUACGUCAUUGCUUCCAAUGAAUUUUAACUAUGAUGUAAACAUAAAGAGUGUUAGCUUUGUUUCGUUUCGCAUGGUUUGAUAUUUUGUUGCUUCCACUAACAAUGUGUUCAUACGAUACAUCAGUCUAACAUUAUUCUUGAACAAUAAACGUGGUUUAAAACA
Molecule: messenger RNA, 3077 nt
Organism: Branchiostoma floridae (Florida lancelet)
Lineage: Eukaryota; Metazoa; Chordata; Leptocardii; Amphioxiformes; Branchiostomatidae
Product: polypeptide N-acetylgalactosaminyltransferase 1-like
Exons: 12
Coding region: 361-2826 (821 amino acids)
Cellular component (GO): Golgi apparatus
Source: RefSeq, a predicted model, not a curated record